AGUCUGAUGACGUACAUUAGGUGCUUGGAUAUGUCAGAGUCGGAAAACUUCCAUUGACUUUCAGCUAAAUUUCAUUUGGUCCCUGCAUAUCAAAAGGCUCAUUUCGAUUAAUUUUCAUGGCAUUCAAGAAAACUUUGGAUGAUACUCACAAGACAAAUGGACAAAAGGCAUAUAAUCUUUUCAGUUUUGCAGACGCCACGUACUUGGCGUCCCAUUGGUCAAUGCCAAUGACGUCAUUUUAUAAGUUAUAGAAUGAGACAGAAAUGGUGGGUCAUAGACGUUUGAUGGCGCAUGCAAACAAAACACAAAACGGUGUGGCGUCUUGGCGGGUGUGGGUGCGUGGGGUGCAUUCCCAUCGUCGGGUUGCUUCGGUUGUCAGUGAGAAGUUCGGUGGAUCUGCUCGUUUUGUAGAAGGGUGGUUGAAAUAAGUUUACAAGAUGUCGGGACAAGCUAUUGACACAGACUGUAUGACGCUCACGCGUUUCAUCCUGGCUGAACAAAGGAAGGUCCCAGGAGCAACUGGAGAUUUGACAACUCUCCUCACCGCCAUCCAGAGUGCGGUGAAAGCCAUCAGUUCAGCUGUCAGAAAGGCUGGAAUUGCACAAUUGUAUGGAAUGGCUGGCAACACCAAUGUCCAGGGUGAAGAUGUGAAGAAACUGGAUGUCCUGUCUAAUGAUCUGUUCAUCAAUCUCCUGAGAUCUUCGUACACUACUUGCCUGCUUGUUUCAGAGGAAAAUGAAAAUGUUAUUGAGGUUGAGGACAAGUGCCAGGGGAAGUACAUCGUGUGUUUCGAUCCGCUGGAUGGCUCGUCCAACAUCGACUGCCUGGUCUCCAUCGGAUCUAUCUUCGGCAUCUACAAGCGGACCACGGACGGCGCUCCGACCGUGGGCGACACGCUGCAGGCGGGCCGCCGCCUGGUGGCCGCCGGAUACGCCCUCUACGGUAGCGCCACCAUGAUGGUGCUCAGCACGGGACAGGGAGUCAACGGAUUCAUGCUCGACCCGGCCAUCGGUGAGUUCGUGCUGACCGACCCCAACAUGCGGAUCAAGCCCCGCGGCAAGAUCUACAGCUUGAACGAGGGCUACGCCAACAAGUGGGACGACGCCAUCCGCGAGUACGUCAACAGCAAGAAGCAGGGACCGAAGCCGUACGGCGGCCGCUACAUCGGCUCCAUGGUCGCUGACGUGCACCGCACACUGAAAUACGGAGGUAUCUUCAUGUACCCAGCCACCGCUGACGCGCCCAAGGGCAAGCUGCGCCUCAUGUACGAGUGUAACCCGAUGGCCUUCAUCAUUGAACAGGCCGGCGGCAAGUCGAGUAACGGCUCGGUGAGCAUCCUGGACAUCCAGCCGGAGGCGAUCCACCAGCGGUCGCCCAUCUUCCUGGGCUCCUCAGAGGACGUGGAAGAGGUCCUCGCCUGCAUCGCCAAGCACAAGCAGUAGCCGAGGCCACAAGCAGAGGCCAGGACAAGGCCAGUCGGGCCGAGACGCGGUGGUUGGGCUCUGUUGGACGGAGGUGACAAAAUGAUAUUUUGAUAACCAGUAUAUUGUGGAUGUUAUUCAUUCCGAUUGUUUUGAAUGAAUUUAUUCUAGAGCACGCUAUGAACGCUAGGAGUGGAAGUAGAGUUUGAAAUACACGGGACUCGCACUA
Messenger RNA from Amphibalanus amphitrite, 1650 nucleotides. RefSeq names its product fructose-1,6-bisphosphatase 1-like (gene fbp). Lineage: Eukaryota; Metazoa; Arthropoda; Thecostraca; Balanomorpha; Balanidae. The transcript has 7 exons. Gene Ontology annotation, molecular function: fructose 1,6-bisphosphate 1-phosphatase activity. Gene Ontology annotation, biological process: sucrose biosynthetic process; gluconeogenesis; fructose 1,6-bisphosphate metabolic process. The record is from RefSeq and is a predicted model, not a curated record. Gene Ontology annotation, cellular component: cytoplasm; cytosol. Bases 438 to 1442 code for a protein of 334 amino acids.